AUGGCGGCGCAGGCCAGCGUGCUCAACCCCCAGGCGCGCAGCGAGCUCCAAAGCGUCCUCGACUUUGAGGCGCGCACCUCUCGCCUCGCCUACGCCGACAUCUACCUCCCACCCGGCGUGCCGUCCCUGGCGGAGGCGCGCGAUCUCAACGCGGUGGUGUUUGGGCACGGCUUCUCGCAGGACCCCGAAAACUACAUCACGAUCCGCGACCAGCUGCUCGGCGCCGGCUGGGUGGUGGUCGCCCCCACGACAGGCGUGCUUGAUGUCUUGGGCCGCCAGGUCGGCUACGAAGCCUCAGCACGCGCCAGCUCAGCGCGCAGCAAGCUGCCAGUCAAGCUGCAGGCUGCCCUCAUCAUUGACCUCCUCCGCACCGCCCAGCUCCUGCACGGGGGCCCGGGCGCCGACGAAGCGUGCUCACGCAUGAUGGCAAAAGGACAGGCGCGUGCGCAUGAGAGGCCCCCCGCUCCGAUGCUGUUCCUGGGCCACAGCCUUGGCGGCGCGUGCUCCAUCCUGGCCGCUGCCAAGCUGCAGUCUGACAAGAUCCGCGGCGUGGUGCUGCUGAGCGCGCAAGUCAGCAUGAUGCAGCAGUCGCCGGUCAACGAUGACAUUUGGCUGCUGGAUGGCAACAAGAGGAGCACAGAGGCCGCCCUGAAGUUCUUCCAGGACGAGUUCCCCAGGGACACCCCCCUCAUCAUCGUCAGCCCUGACAGGGACGUGCUCGCGCCGCGGCCCACGCUGGAGUGCCUGUUCACGGUCGCCGCCCAGGCGCGAAAGGAUGAGCAGCUGGCCCUGUUUGAGAUCAAGGGGGAUCACACUGGCUACGAGGACAGGCUGGAUCUGCCCACUGACUUUACAUUCCAGGGGGCCCGGGUGCCACUGCCGGCGCUGCUGCAGGCCGCGGUCAAAGGGGCUCUGUCCGCCAUCAACCUCUUAGCCAUCCCACUUGCUGAGAAGGUGCUGCUGGGAGAGGCGGCCAGGAAGCAAAAGGAGGUGACAGCACAGGUGCUGCAACAGAUCAUUGACCCGAUCUUCAACUACAAGGACAUCAAUGACAGCCUGGUGGUGCAGACCAGUCAGGACCCCGACCUGCAAUACCAGACGAAGUUCACAGUAAAACAGGAGGAGUACGACCACCUGAAAGAGGCAAUUGCUCGCAACGUGGAGAGGAACCCCCCUCUGGAGCUGCUCCUGGGAGGUUAUGCGGUCGCGCAGGCCGCGGCCAGCACGCUUGCAGCGCGCCUGCUGGUGCAGUCAACAGAGCUCACCACCUACCUCGGCCUCACCUUUGCCCUCGCCUACGAGAACGCCCUCCUCGUCGCCGGCCGAUACAUCGCCGGCCCCCUGAACGACCCCAGCCGCGCUGCGGCUCCCCCGUCUGGCCCCGCGCAGGCCGAGGCGGCCCGGCAGGCCGCCGAGGCCCGGGCGCGCAUGGACGCCCUGCGGGACCUCAGCGAGUGGCGCUUCCUUGCGCACUCGGGCGCGCCGCUGGCCAUUGUCGCGGGGCUCAACCUCGCCGGCCGCGCGGGCGUCGGCUGGGCGGCCGACCCCGUGUGUGAAGGGCUGGUCGGCCUGAGCGUGCUGGGGGUCGUCGGCAUCAGCAGCGUCCGCAACACGGCGUUCCUGACCAUCGCGCCGCGCUGGGCGCGGGGCAUCCUGCGCUUCGCGUACGACCGCGGCACGCUGGACUUCACAAAGGUGGUGCCUGUGCUGCUGACAAACCUGGCGCUGAUUGUGCUGGGGGUGCAGGCGGCGGGGCAGGACGCGGCCGCGUGGCCGUUUGCGGUGGGACCGGUGCUGAGCCUGCUGCUGAACGCGUGGCCGUCCGCGAAGGACGGCGAAGUGAUCGACCCACACAACAAGCGCCUCCCGCAAUUUGUGACUGGCAACGCCGGCGAGCUCGUGCUGUUUGCAUCAAUGGUCGCCACAGAGUACCUGCUGCGCGGCCGCUGA
Molecule: messenger RNA, 1950 nt
Organism: Monoraphidium neglectum
Lineage: Eukaryota; Viridiplantae; Chlorophyta; Chlorophyceae; Sphaeropleales; Selenastraceae
Exons: 12
Coding region: 1-1950 (649 amino acids)
Source: RefSeq, a predicted model, not a curated record